Molecule: messenger RNA, 819 nt
Organism: Populus nigra (black poplar)
Lineage: Eukaryota; Viridiplantae; Streptophyta; Magnoliopsida; Malpighiales; Salicaceae
Product: kiwellin-like
Exons: 1
Coding region: 157-669 (170 amino acids)
Source: RefSeq, a predicted model, not a curated record
GCCUCUGUACUGUAAAUAAAUGCACACUCCUUGCUUGAAACAUACACAAACAUGGAAAACACAAUGCCUUUUGUGUCUCUUUCCCUCGUUUAAUAUCAUCAUCAUCUCUUUUCCACUGACUUCGAGCACUGCCAUUUCUUCACCUCAUUUGCAUUAAUGGAAAGUGCAAUGAUGACCCUGAUGUUGGGACUCACACUUGCACUGGAGAAAGUCCUUCACCUCCUUCAAACAUCGAUCGACUGCAAACCCUCCGGAACCCUUACAUGCAAAGGAAAAUCUUUUCCCCGGUUCACAUGUUCCCCUCCAGUCACAUCUUUUACUAAAGCUAGCCUAACACCCAAUGACUUUAGCGAAGGAGGGGAAGGUGGAGCCCCAUCGGAGUGUGACGAGAACUUUCAUGAGAAGACGGAGCGCGUGGUGGCGCUGUCUACCGGCUGGUAUGCUGGAGGAUCAAGAUGUGGAAAGAUGAUAAAGAUUACAGCACGAAAUGGAAGGAGCGUGCUAGCUAAGGUGGUGGAUGAGUGUGACUCGAAGAAUGGGUGCGACAGCCAACAUGCUGGCUUGCCACCUUGUAGGAACAAUAUUGUCGAUGGGUCUGAUGCGGUUUGGGAAGCUUUGAAACUGAACAAAGAUUUGGGUGUUGUGGAUGUCACUUGGUCGUUGGCUUAGGUACGCUAGCCUGGGCUGAUUAAUUGAAUGAAGAACUUUCGUAUCGUUUCGUCAUAAAGUGAUCAACUAGUAAUUCAUUUCCUAAUUUCGUUGAUUUCUUUUUUUCUUUUUUCCCUCCCCAGGUCCUUAAGCCCAAAUUGUUGCACGAGA